This is a messenger RNA of Eimeria tenella, 603 nucleotides long. RefSeq lists its product as uncharacterized. NCBI's taxonomy places the organism in Eukaryota, Apicomplexa, Conoidasida, Eucoccidiorida, Eimeriidae. The transcript has 3 exons. The record is from RefSeq and is a predicted model, not a curated record. The coding region runs from base 1 to 603 and encodes 200 amino acids.
AUGAGAGCAGCAGCAGCUGCUGCUGUUGAAGAAGACAGCGAAUUCUCUUUUGCAGAUUUCAUUGAUAAGCACAGACAAGCAAGGAAGACAGCUGUGGCUGCGGGAGAAGAGGCGAGCCACCUCGAUGCAAUUUUCGGCGCCGGCCCCGUAGAACACAAGACAAUUCUUGAGGAGAGGGAGCCGUCGCCCCCCCAGCUGCAGCUGAGCAGCCGCAGCAGCAGCAGACACCGCAGCAGCAGCAGACGCCGCAGCAGCAGCAGACGCCGCAGCAGCAGCAGACACCGCAGCAGCAGCAACGAAAGAAGCAGGAGCAGCGGCGGGGACCGGAACGCCAGCAGCAAACUGCAGCAGCAGCAGCAGCAGCAACAGGGGCGGCAGUUAUCAAGAGAGCCUUCCCAACCAGCAGCAAAAAGCCAAGCAGCAGCAGCAGCAGCAGCAGCAGCAGCAGCAGAAGGCCCAGGGCUGCAAGUGAUGUUGCUGUCAGCAGAGGCAAUUCUUUCAGAAGAGCAGCAGCAGCAGCAAACUGCAGCAGCAGGGUCUUCGAGCCUGCCCAAGUGGAAGCUCAAGCUGCUGCAGCGCCAGCAACCGCAGCAGCAGCUGUAG